This is a messenger RNA of Xylona heveae TC161, 4037 nucleotides long. Its product is annotated as N-acetyltransferase. The record is from RefSeq and is a predicted model, not a curated record. The transcript has 5 exons. Bases 348 to 3590 code for a protein of 1080 amino acids. Gene Ontology annotation, cellular component: 90S preribosome; nucleolus. Lineage: Eukaryota; Fungi; Ascomycota; Xylonomycetes; Xylonales; Xylonaceae. Gene Ontology annotation, molecular function: 18S rRNA cytidine N-acetyltransferase activity; tRNA binding; ATP binding. Gene Ontology annotation, biological process: rRNA acetylation involved in maturation of SSU-rRNA.
CAUCCCAUUCGACGGUAAUCUUGCUCCACUGCCUGAUCGGCCGGUCUAUUGGGUAGAGCGCGGAAAAGACAAGCCAACACUUCGCUGUGUCGGUUUUCCUAUCACGAAAAUACGGUCGAAAAGUUCUUGAUUCGAGGAUUGUACCGGCUGCAACUCUCGAUAAUCGAUAAGAACUUUUUCAGCCUCUAGUUGUCGCAUUGUCCACGAGAGAGUGACGCCGAAACAACUUUCGAAUCAUUGUGCACUACCUGUGUAUGCUGCUCUUCUAUUUGACAAUUCGCAUUUUACCAGAAGAAUAAACCUCUAUCGCCCGCUAAGACGCUUCGUGGUGGGAUCAAUCUUUGAAGAUGCCGCGCAAGGCCAUUGAUUCUCGCAUUCCGGCACUGAUCCGCAAUGGCGUACAGGAGAAGAAGCGAAGUUUCUUCGUCGUCGUCGGAGAUCGUGCCAAGGAUGUCAUUGUUCACUUGCACUAUAUAAUGUCCAGCGUGGACGUCAAGCAGAACAAGUCGGUUCUGUGGGCCUACAAAAACAAGCUUCUCGGGUUCACGAGUCACCGAAAGAAGCGGGAGGCGAAGAUUAAGAAGGAGAUCAAACGAGGUAUCCGUGACGCCGACACCGACGAUCCAUUCGAGCUUUUCGUUUCGCUACACAACAUUCGUUAUGUAUACUACAAGGAGACGGACAAGAUUCUCGGUAACACGUACGGCAUGUGCGUGCUGCAGGACUUUGAGGCUCUGACGCCCAACCUGCUCGCGAGGACAGUGGAGACUGUAGAGGGUGGUGGUCUAGUCAUCCUCCUCUUGAAGGGCAUGAACAGCUUGAAGCAACUCUACACGCUGUCGAUGGAUGUUCACUCAAGAUACCGGACAGAGGCCCACGACGAUGUGGUUGGUCGAUUCAAUGAACGGUUUAUUCUCUCGCUCGGUAGCUGCGACUCUUGUCUUGUGGUGGACGAUGAGUUGAACGUUCUGCCCAUCUCCGGAGGCAAGAAUGUAAAGGCUCUUCCGCCUCCGGAUCCUGAAGAAGAGAAAGCAUCAUCCUCGAAAAAGGAGCUUGAGAGCAUCAAAGAGAGUCUUGCCGAUACCCAGCCAGUUGGCUCUCUGCUCACGCUUGCGAAAACGACAGACCAGGCAAAGGCGUUGCUUACAUUUGUGGACGCCAUCGCUGAGAAGACGUUGCGGAGCACCGUCACAUUGACUGCAGCCCGUGGUCGAGGAAAGUCUGCGGCCCUCGGUGUUUCAAUUGCAGCUGCCAUUGCGCACGGUUACAGCAACAUUUUCAUCACAUCUCCGAGCCCAGAAAAUUUGAAGACUCUGUUCGAGUUUGUGUUCAAGGGUUUCGACGCCCUGGGCUACCUCGACCACGUUGACUAUACCAUCAUCCAAUCCACCAAUCCCGCUUUCAACAAGGCGAUCGUUCGCGUCAACGUCCACCGACAGCACCGUCAGACGAUUCAAUACAUCCAGCCUGAGGAUGCUUACACAUUGGGCCAAGCUGAGCUGCUUGUUAUCGAUGAGGCAGCUGCAAUCCCUCUUCCAUUGGUGAAAAAGCUGAUGGGUCCUUACCUUGUCUUCAUGGCUUCUACCAUCAACGGUUAUGAAGGUACCGGUCGUUCGCUAUCCUUGAAGCUGAUCCAGCAACUCCGAGAGCAGGCUCGGGGCGGCGCGAAGCUCAGCAAUGCCGACGACGGCGAUGUUGCCGACAGAUCGACCGGAAAGCCUGCAAAGGAUGGAAGCCAAAACAUUACGGGUGGUCGAUCCCUUCGUGAGAUUACGCUUUCGGAGCCUAUCCGAUAUGCGCCUGGCGAUUCUGUUGAAGGAUGGCUCAACAAACUGCUCUGCCUGGAUGCAACUCUCCCCAAGGCCAAGAGAAAUACACAAGGCUGCCCUCAUCCAUCGCAGUGCCAGCUUCUCCACGUCAACCGCGACACCCUCUUCUCCUUCCACCCCGUCUCUGAGAAGUUCCUCCAACAGAUGAUGGCACUCUAUGUGGCUAGUCACUACAAGAACUCCCCCAACGACCUCCAGCUCAUGUCCGACGCUCCAGCCCACCAGCUGUUCGUCCUCGUUCCCCCCGUCGAAGAAAACAGCCCUCGUCUUCCCGAGCCUCUCUGCGUUGUCCAACUCGCUCUGGAAGGCCGCAUCAGCAAGGAGAGCGUACUCAGCAGCCUGAGCAGGGGACAGCGCGCCGGCGGUGAUCUCAUUCCCUGGCUUGUCAGCCAGCAAUUCCAGGACGAGGAUUUUGCCGGUCUGUCUGGUGCUCGAGUUGUGCGCAUCGCGACCAACCCCGAGUACAUUGGCAUGGGUUACGGCUCUCGCGCCCUGGAACUUCUCAUUGACUUUUAUGACGGCAAAUUUGCCAGUCUUUCCGAAGACGACGCCCCCGUCAACGAAGAAAUGCCGCGUGUCACCGACGACGAAUUGGCCAACGCAAGUCUGCUCGACGACAAUGUCAAGGUCCGAGACAUUCACACGAUGCCGCCUCUCUUUGCCAAGCUCUCAGAGCGCAAACCCGAAGGCCUCGACUACCUUGGCGUCAGCUACGGCCUGACCAGCUCGCUGCACCGGUUCUGGAAGCGCGCAUCCUUUGUGCCCGUGUAUCUCCGCCAGACCGCCAACGAGCUGACUGGCGAGCACACGUGCGUCAUGCUGCGCACUCUCGAGAAUGGCGCAGACCCGACAUGGCUGGGUGCCUUUGCACGGGACUACCACAAGCGUUUCCUCUCUCUUUUGUCCUACCAAUUCCGACACUUCCCCUCGAUUCUCGCGCUCAGCAUCGACGAGUCCGCCUCUGCGGGCGAGAAACUCGACGAGUCCACCCUCGUGCAGCCGCUCACCAAGGCCGAGCUCGAUGCCGUCUUCUCUCCGUUCGACCUCAAACGUCUCGACAGCUACGCCAACAACAUGCUCGACUACCACGUCAUUCUCGACAUGGUUCCCAUCAUUGCAGGCUUAUACUUCUCCGGCCGCCUCAAGCAAUCCCUCAAGCUGUCUGGCGUGCAGACUUCGAUCCUCUUGGCUAUCGGUCUGCAGCGCAAAGUCCUCGAGGAUGUCGAAAAGGAGCUGAACCUCCCUUCAUCUCAGCUACUUGCCAUGUUCAUCAAGAUUGUCCGCAAGAUAUCCUCUCACUUCCGUGCCCUCGUCGAGGGCGCCGUCGCAGAGACCCUGCCAGAUGCCGAAGCCGGCAAGACUCGCGACGGCUUGUCCGCUGCGCAUGACGACGAGCAGGCCAUUGAUGGCGACGAGCGCUUCGCUCCUCUUGCAAUGUCCUUGGAUCAAGAACUCAAGGACGAGGGCGAUGCCGUGAACCGGGAAUUGAGAGAGAAGCAACGUGCUCUGAUUGACUCUCUGCCUUUGGAUCGGUAUGAAAUCUCCAACAACGACGACCCUGCAUGGGCCGAAGCCGAGCGUCAGAUCCGUCGCACCGGCGCCAGCGGUGCCAACGGCGCUAGCACCACUAUCAGCGUCAAGUCUAGCAAACCGUCUGCCUCUUCCUCUGCUGCGAAGCGCAAGGCCGGCGAUGUCGUUGCGCAAGUCGCGCAGGAAGCAGACACGCAUGCUUCGAAGAAGAGCAAGAAGAAGUCGAGGUAAAUUGGUCAUUGGUCAUGAUUAGCUAAAAAGAAGCCUGCAUAGGAGUGAGGAAGGGACUCCUUAAAAGUUUGAGAAUAAAAGGCGUUUUUUCUUUCUCCUUUUUACUUUUCUUCAAUGAGGGCGUUUUACAAUUUUAUUUGCAUUGUAUUGUGCUUAUCGACACAUAUUAAGCACUACCGCUUUGCUGCUGGUGCUAUUCAUCGACUCAUUAUCAUCGUAUUGUUUUAUUAUUUGAUUAUUUGAUUAUUUUGUCAGUUUUUCAAUUUGUCAUUUUGUCAUUUAUCUGGCGUUUCAAUCUACGUUUGAACUGUUGGGCAAGUUCUUUAGUCCCUAGUACCGACGUCUGUCGAGGGUCCUGACUCCUUUAUCUUUUGUCCCCUCUCGAAUGUCUUUUCUUUUGGCAUGUUGCAUGCUAGAUAGUUGAUACAAUCAUAUAAACUUCUCUAU